AAACCAUCACGUCGUUCUUCGUACAGCCACAACUAGAAGCUCAUUUUACAUGUUGUAAGGCCUGCCACGACUUUAUACAUGAUGCUUGGGCUUGGUAAAUAUGAUAGUGAUGAUGAUGGAGAGAAGAACAAACCUACUAGAAAGGAAAAUGCUACCUACAUUAAGGUAUUGCCUUCCCCGACGACGUUACCGAAUAAGCUUCAGAGUGUACCAAUCUCCAAAGAAGUCGCGCAUCGACCGUCGACGUUGAAAUUAGCAGGAGAAAACCGCACAGUAACUCCACUGCCUGCAUACCAAAAUGGACGAAUGGAUGUCCUUAUGAAGGAAGAGGCAACAGAAGGCCCUCUGGGACAAGAUUACAGGCCACUCUCGCCAGACGCUGCAAACAGUUCGCUGGUCCAACAACUGACCUUGCCUCCGGUUCCGGACCUCGGCGUCCCGCUCUCGCCUCCCGGUUCGCCGCCUCCAAAGUCGACCAAAUUGUUCGCUCAAUUCCUCAAGCUCAAGAGGGAUGGUAUUCAUUUCAACCAGAGACUCGCAAAGACACCUUCAAUUCGAAAUCCGAACCUGCUUAAGAAACAACUAGAAUUUGCAGGAAUCUCAGAAGAGGAACAGCACGACACUGCUAUGCCUCACAACAUUGUACCCACUGGAUUUCCAGUGUGUGCGUAUUGGGAAGAACUGAACAGAAUACGGGAUAGCAUUGAAAAGAAAACGGAAGCUCAGCAAGCGCAAGCGCACCGAGAGGCCGUAGACUUCGUGCCAGCUUUGAUUAAAUCUCGGGACGAAAUGGACCCAUACUGACCCCAAUACAGUCAGAGUUGGCUUAAGUACCAGCAUGGCUUCUCCUAUAGCGAAAUUUAACUAAGAUAAGGACUAAGAACUUAAGAAAAGUGGUAGUAAGUAUAUCUAAUAAGGAGAAUAAGCUAAGAUAAGAUUAAGUAUAGAUAUCUUAAUUAAUUUAUAGUAAUAUUAUUAGAUAGAAUAAUAUAGUAUAG
Messenger RNA from Pseudovirgaria hyperparasitica, 998 nucleotides. RefSeq lists its product as uncharacterized. Bases 82 to 804 code for a protein of 240 amino acids. Gene Ontology annotation, cellular component: nucleus. The record is from RefSeq and is a predicted model, not a curated record. The transcript is spliced from 3 exons. Gene Ontology annotation, biological process: regulation of DNA-templated transcription. NCBI's taxonomy places the organism in Eukaryota, Fungi, Ascomycota, Dothideomycetes, Acrospermales, Acrospermaceae.